AUGAACCCCGGAGUCGCAGGAGCUGGCGUUCCCUCGUCAAAGUCACAGGACCCCAUCAUCAACACCAAGAUAGCCGAGUUCACCAGACUCCGCAAGAUCAUUGCAUCCGGUAACAAAUCCAUUGAAUACCGCUUAAGAUGGGUCAAGAUGCUCAUGACCGCCACCAACUUCAAACUCUACGCCUACAUCAACAUAAAAGGAGAACCUAUCCCUCCAGAACAAGCAGCAUUCAACAAGACGCUCUUUGUCAAGUCGUCAGUGACACAUCUUGUCAAGCUUCUUCGCGAGUUUGAGGCUGGAAAGGACAGACACUUGGACGUCAAGCACGAAGUGUACUUCAUCUACGCAUGUCUCUUGAAGAGCGACUACCACACCUCGUACAACCAGGACUUCGGCAUCCCUAAAAACAUUCCUGGAGCCGUGGAGUACUUCGAGAAGUGUUUGGAGUUGCAUCCUACCGAUUUCAAGACCAUGUACAAGUUGGGAGACAUCUACGAAUACGAGUUGGACCAGUUCGACCGUGCCUUGGAGUACUACAAGCAGUCAGCCAAGGGCUACAACAGAGCCAUCUACAAGAUCUCGUUAUUGUACUUGAAUGUGCCAGAAAUCCGCAACAUCAAGUUCUUGAGGUACCUCGAGGACUUGAGCAACAUCGAUCCACUCGACAUCAGAUUGGACCCCGAGGAUAAGGAGGACUUGGAAGAAGUCAUCGGUUUGGCGUGCUACCAGUUGGGUCGCGUUUAUGAGGGCAUAUAUCCGGGCGACUUAACCAGCAACGACGAGUUUGUGCAGCGUGCAUUGGAAUUGGCACCUGUCAACUACGCCAAGAGUUUGACGUAUUACAACAAGUCUGCCAAAUUGAACUGCUUGCUUGCCCAGGUCAAAUUGGGGCUGAUCUACGAGUUCGGAGAGUUGAACCGUCCCCAGAACGCCAACAAAUCCAUCCAAUGGUAUUUGCGUGCGGCGUCGUCGCCACUUCCAUUCAAGCGCCAUCCUGACGCAAUGUUGGGGUUGAGUCGUUGGAAUGUCAUUGGCUCGCAGGGGGUAUCCAAACAUGUGCCCAUGCCAAAUCCCGAUAAGGCAGUGAUGUGGUGUGACAGGGCCUUUAAGGAGUUUGGUUCUGCCGAUGCUGCUUUCUACAUGGGGGAAUUGACUGAAAUGGGGGUCUGUCCCGGGGAUCCCACUCCAUGGUACACCCGGGCCUACGAGAUGGGCCACCCGGAAGCAUCUGCAAAGUUGGGCUUUGCUUGA
Messenger RNA from Suhomyces tanzawaensis NRRL Y-17324, 1251 nucleotides. RefSeq lists its product as uncharacterized. The coding region runs from base 1 to 1251 and encodes 416 amino acids. The record is from RefSeq and is a predicted model, not a curated record. Gene Ontology annotation, molecular function: protein binding. Lineage: Eukaryota; Fungi; Ascomycota; Pichiomycetes; Serinales; Debaryomycetaceae. The transcript has a single exon.